UUGUAUUACUAACUUCGCAGUAGACAUGACAAAAAGCUUUUGUUGUGAAGAUUUCAAGGGUAAACAAAAAGUUGUGUUGUUAAAAUAAAAAGGUUUGGCUUUGAAAACUCUGUUGAGAAUUAAACGAUUAUCGUAGAAAUAAAAAUAAAAAUGAGCCAAUGAUGAGUUUUUGUUCUAAAUUUACUUUUCUGUGCGGGUCCCAACCGAGCUGGGAAUAAAAUUGCUUGGAUCAAUGUUAUCAAAUAUUGCAAAUUUUAACUAGAAAAUGAGAGUACCAGCAGAAAUUUUGGAAAAAAUUCUUUUGAAGUGCGACGGUAAAACCUUGUUGUCUGCGCGAAAAUCUUGUGGUUUUGUGCGAAGCACUAUAGACUAUCUGACUGAGAAAUCAAAAUUAUGGGAAUGGUGUUGUCAUGAAGAAAUACCCAGUGAUGAACUUGUAGAAUACUUACCAAAAUAUGACAGUUAUUCUAAAGAAAAAUGGCUUUAUAUUUAUGUAAACUGGUUGUCAUGGGAAGAUUACAAGAAAAUUAUUAUUUUCGAUCCAGUAUUAUGUCCGAUAAAAUUUCAGAAAAUUUCUUGCAUUGCAGUUUCAAAUAAUCAUAUUGCAAUUGGCUCUGAGGAUGGCAGAGUUAGAUUAUUUACAAAGCAUUGGAAACCACUUUAUGAAAACCGUGUUGUAGCUUUGAAACUCACAAAGUUGACCUUUUUAGAAUAUAAUGAUUUUGAUCAUCACAAUUAUUUAGACAUCUGUCUCGUUAUAGCAUAUCCCAGAGGAUUGUCUAUUAUUUCAUUUUAUGGAGUUGAAAGCUCUCAAUUUGAUAUUUUGGAUAUAAAGUCCCACAGUAUCCACAGAAAUUACAUUUGUAUUGAAAAAGUGGGUGGUAGGAUGACCAUAAUAAAACUGAUCAACGAAAAUGGUAAACGGGAAGUAAAAGAACUCUGGUUUACUAGAAUAUACUCCCCACAGUCUAUAACAUGCUACAAGAUGUGGAAUGGAAUGUGCACGUUUCUAAUUAAUGAUAGUAUCAAGGUAUUAAACUAUGACAAACCUGACCUAACUCCAAUGGAAGUGAUGCAGAAAAAGACAAGCAUUAAGUUCUAUGCACCAUUGAUGAUUGAUAGCUCGAAUACACAUAUAUUGAGGGAUAAUAUUAUUAUUAGUACUUAUAAAAAUAACUUCUCAGAUAAAUCCUCAAACGCCCCAGAUUUUAUAGAAGACUACAUCGAAAUCAAUAUAAUAGGGAGGCACAAUAAAUCUAGCAAGAAAUUGUUUAAUAUUUGGGAAAUAUUCAAGUGCAACAUUACAUGCAUUUACCUGUAUGGCAACACUUUACUACUUGGAAGUGGUUGUGGUGAUCUUUAUUUCUAUCAUGUUUCCAAUUGGAGAAACCUAGAUUUGCGUUAUUACAACCAUAGGCAGAUUGUAGGAAAACAUCCUAUAAUCGAAAUAACUGUCAAAGAAUGCAAAAAAGAAAGAAAGUUUUAUGUCUGCUCAAAAUUCACUAUUCAUGAAAUAUCAGGAAUACUACCAAAUGUUCUUUAAUCUCUUUUCGGGGUAACUCUUUUUAUGUAAAGUAUAAUUUUAGCUGUAAAAGUAAAGAAUUACAAUCUAGGAGCAAAAUUCAACAGGAACAUUAGCAAUACCAAAGCCGGAAGUUAUUUUGUUACUUUAAUAUUAGAUUUUUAAGUAGACUAUAUUUAACAUUUUAUAAUAUGUUUGCUUCCUUGCAAUGGAUUUUGGUGUUUACUUGUUGAUAAUGAAUUGGAAUGAAUGAACUGAAAUGAAACACAUUUAAGAAGUUUAUUACAGUGCAAUCUCUCUAAUCAGAACACCCAACGAUACUGCAGACUUGUUCGCAUUAGUCCUUUAAGCAGUUAAGCAACGGACUUUGGGCAAUUAUCAGUUCUCUGAAUUAGAUUUUCCCUUAGGAAAUCAAAAAUAAUGCCAAAAAGAACAUGUAACUUUGGUACUCAAAUUUGACUAAGAAACGCCAUUCAUUGAGUUUGUGGUUUUCAGAGCAGAUACAAAUACUAGAAAAACUGCCGGGUUUUAAAAAAUAUAUAUAUUUAAUCAGAUUUUGGCAGCAAAAAUAUGUAAAAGUUAUUUUUGUUUAAAAAUGUUUGACUGUUUUUGAGUAAACCCCACUAGGUUUUUAGAUUUAGGUUUAAAUAAUUUUUCUUCGAUCCGAACUCUAUUUAAAGGUGGUACAAUCUUUUUUCGCCAUUUUUUCAAAAGCGAAUCAAUUUUGUUACUUAUCGACUUAUUCGCUAAUCGGAAUAGAUCGUUACAACUAGCUGUUCCGAUUAAAGAGGUUGCACUGUACUUUCAUAA
Messenger RNA from Cylas formicarius (sweet potato weevil), 2332 nucleotides. RefSeq lists its product as uncharacterized. The record is from RefSeq and is a predicted model, not a curated record. NCBI's taxonomy places the organism in Eukaryota, Metazoa, Arthropoda, Insecta, Coleoptera, Brentidae. The transcript has 7 exons. Bases 266 to 1543 code for a protein of 425 amino acids.